AUUAUUUAAUAAUAAAUAAUAAAUGGAAAAAGAAAAUAGAAAAUCUUAUAAUUUAAUAAGAACAAAAAAGGUCUUAGGUUUGAUCCUUGUGGCACCCCUGACACUGCGUAAUAGCUAGAAGAGUUAAAUUCGUUGUAAAUUAAAUAUUUCUUUUAAAUUAGUACUAUUGAAAUAAGAAUUUGAGAUUGUUUAAAAAAACAUAUAAAUUUAGCUUCUUUAUUAAGAUACAAUGAUCAAGUUUAUCAAUUAAUACUUAAUAAUAAUAAUAAUAAUUUAGCUGCACAUUUUGACAAACAAAUACAUUAGUCAACAAACUCAAGAAUACCCUACAUACUCUUUUACAGAGUAGAAACAAUUGUUUACCAAAAUUUUUUUAAAGAGGUCUUAAAUCUUUUACUUAAUACUUUAUUUUUAGUAUCUAUUGCAGACUUUAGAACUCAUUUGACUUGAAAGGUACUCCAUAAAGACGAUAUUCGGCUAGAAAAAACGAACAGUUAUUUAUAAUGUUCGUUAUAACCGAGUUCCACUGUACUUAGUUACUCUCCGGGAGCUCAUUACAAAUUAUCCAGAAAAAAUAGACGAAUUGGAUUGAAAAUAGUGUUUGAAAGUUUAAAUAAGUUUUAAAUUUAAAUUUAGUGUUUCGUGAUUUUAAUUUAAUUUAAGUUAAGGAAUUGUAAAUACUUCAUAGCUAACGCUGAUAUUUGUUUAAUUAGUAUUUAAGAUAACACUAAAAAUAUACUUUCAACCGACUCGUUCUGUAUAAAUCAAUUUUUCCUUUUUCGUUACUUGUAUUCGGAAGUAAAAUUACCGUUGGGGGCGCCACUGAACUAGGUCGAAAACAGUAACCAUAAAUGGCGGGAAAAUGUUUAUUUGGAUAGUUUAAUAAGCGUUGUACGAAGUUUGAGGCUUCACAAUUAUUGCAUUGCCUAUGCGGAAUGACUAUUGUAUCUUUGGAGCAAGAAAGCAAGAAACGAAUGUUGACAAAUUAGAGAUGACGGGGAAAAACACGAAUAACGAAUAACUGUUUAGUUCACUUUCUUUAUUGGAAAAUUAUUACAAAGACAUUAAAAAGCCUACUUUUUGGUGUAAUUUACGUUUAAAUGUAUCAGCAGUUGUUAAUCGUAAAUGUAGUUUUGUAGAUUUACCGAAGUAUUUCAUGAUUUUUUCAGUGGAAAAAUUCUAACCUACAAUUCACACACUUUACUAAUUUAUUGGUUUCUUGAGCUCAACUUUGUGUUCGCUGUGAUCCAUUACUUACAGUCUGUAAUUAGACAACUGUUUAAUAACACUUUGUAAUCAAUAUUUAAAUCUUUUCCACUUUUAAUCCACUUUCAUGUUCCAAUAAUAAACACUUUAUACCACGAAAAACCGCAGAACCAAAGUCAGAGCUAGUAGUUACCCCACGUACUUUUAAAGUGAUUCUCUCUAAUGUAAGUAAUUAACACAAUACACGCAAAAUUGUUAAACAAUUCAUUAAAUGUCAAUUAAAUGUGGAAUUACGAAAAUUUCGUUACUGUUUUUGACAUAGUUCAAAAGUCAUCACCAGAGGGCGUCUAGUUAAUUUUAUUUCCGAAUUACAUGAAGAGUGUUCCUCAUAGACUAAAUUGCCAACUUGAUAUUUUGUAAAUACCAGCAUAAUCACGUUUAACAUUGAUAUAAUUGGAUAUAAUAUUAAUAAUCAUUGUAAAUUUUUUUAUAGGCAUUUUUCAUGAGAUCAAGCGUAAUGUUCACCUCAUUCUCCAUCCGGAGAUAAAGUGUUGCUAAGUAUCUUUUAAAUUUGAAGUAGGAAUUUUUGAAGGAAAAGUGUAGCCACACACAAGUUAUAAUGUGUCAGUCGUACCAACAUAUACGGAUGUUUUUAUGAUCUAAAGUUCCCAUUAUUUCGUAAUAGAACUAAUAAAAGUUUUUUUAGAAAAUACUUUUCCAUAGUGCAUUUUUGCCUCUUUCGUUUUUAUGAACAGUUCUUUGUCUACAGUACGGUGUAACUUAUUAAUUAAAACAAUUUGUUUUGAUUCUGGAACUUACAGUUUUUAUUUGUAUGUGGUUUACAGACAUGUGUCUAACUUUAAGUAGAAGUAAAGUAAAAUUUUAUAUUUUGGACAGCUUUGCGUCUUCGAAUUUUUUUUCAAAAUGCGCUCUUCCUCGCGUAAUCGCAGUUACGCUUAUUUACGUCGCCUUGUUUGUAGCAAUGAUUUCCUUCGGUUUUAUGCUAAUGCUGCAUAAACAGUCUUAAUUAAAAUGUUAAAUCAAAAAUUAAAAUGGUGAUGUUUGACGAACAUCGCACUUCUGUACUAUUUUUCGUGAUUCUCUUCGAACAAAUCCUCGGUUCGGGCCUUGGCAAGUGCCCCAAACUCGCAUACAUGAACAACUUCAACGUGACCAGGUUUACGGGCCGUUGGUACGAAAUUGAGCGCUCUUUCUACCUCAUGCAAGUGGUUUCGAGCUGUGUAAGUGUGGACCUGACGCAGAAUUCAAAAGGCCAGCUCCAGGUUGACGUCCAGAUGAAGAGUAGAUGGUCUGACAGCUUAACGGUGAGUGAAGGGCUGGCGUCGCCCUCCAAACGCGACCCUAGCGUUUUAGUUUACAAAGUUGUGACGAAGUUACCGAGAGUUGUGGGCCGGUAUUUGCCAGGAGCUGGGGCUUACCAAGUGAUUGAGACAGAUUAUGAUAAUUACGCCGUUUUGUGGUCGUGCACCAGCUAUGGGUUGGCUCACACCGACUUGAUUUUUGUAUGGGGGCGCCGGACUGAGAUCGACGCCAAGACACGCGCGCAUGUUUACACAGUUUUGGACGACUUGCGUCUAGACUCGGAAAGACUUAUUUUGCCGAAAAAUGGCAAUUGUAGCGGCAAUGAGAAAUAAACAGUUUGGUUGAA
Molecule: messenger RNA, 2875 nt
Organism: Tribolium castaneum (red flour beetle)
Lineage: Eukaryota; Metazoa; Arthropoda; Insecta; Coleoptera; Tenebrionidae
Product: apolipoprotein D-like
Exons: 3
Coding region: 2259-2861 (200 amino acids)
Biological process (GO): response to reactive oxygen species; lipid metabolic process
Cellular component (GO): cytoplasm
Molecular function (GO): pigment binding
Source: RefSeq, a predicted model, not a curated record